AUGUUUGCAGCAAGAGCAUUUGGCCAGCAGGCUCGGAUUCUUCCCAAAUGGACUCAAUUCCGUUGUGUAUCGACAUUGGAAGGGUCUCCGCACAUAUAUGUGUUCCCAAAUGCUGAGCCAGCAAGCGGAACCCACAUAUUGUCACUGUUGCCCUCCGAGCCAGUCAACCCAGAUUUGGCUAUCGGAAUCUCGACUCAACUGCCACCAACAACAGAUUCCUUUAAAGAAAAUCCAAAAUUCUUGAAUAUAGUACAAGAAGCGUGCUCACAAUACGCACAUGAAGAUCCCGAUGCCAAGUCCCAAGCACAGGUCAUGGUGUCUGUCGCUGGGGCGAACCUGAACUCAGGCGGUGUGUUAUUAACCGGCCAGCGCGGAAGACGUCGUGGAGGCGACUCAAGAAGUGGUGCUAGUGGGCAAGGUGGUGCAGGUUCUGGUGGACGUGGGGGUUGGAUUCAUGUCUCUGACCAGAGACGGCCGCCUGACUAUGGGCGGAUUGCUUGGCCUGAGGAUAUGUUCGGAAGCCUUGAGGUGGAUGCCAAUGGUCAGUUCGUUGGAGAAAAUGGCAAUUAUCAACCAAGUGGUACCUAUCGUAUCCUGACCCGAGAUGGAAUUUUCGGAUUGAGUCCUUUCCUCAGAGAAAAGCUGGUCCAGAAGCUCCGAGAGCUAGAGAAAUGA
This is a messenger RNA of Penicillium vulpinum, 675 nucleotides long. RefSeq lists its product as uncharacterized. The coding region runs from base 1 to 675 and encodes 224 amino acids. The record is from RefSeq and is a predicted model, not a curated record. NCBI's taxonomy places the organism in Eukaryota, Fungi, Ascomycota, Eurotiomycetes, Eurotiales, Aspergillaceae. The transcript has 5 exons.